CUCCGCCUUUUCGCUUGCCGAUGCCCGAAGGGUACAAGGCUGCCCAGACAAUACCGCCGGUGCCUCCAUGUCGAUCACCGCUCGAACAUGACGUUGGAGGGAAAACCUGUGUAGAUUGUCAAAUGCGAUGAAAGAGAUUUACCCUGCUUCGUUAUAGGUGGGAGAUUUAUAGCAAGUCGUUGUCCCUUCUACUUGGUCUUCCCAACAAGCACGCAGUUCCACGCCCGCAAUGUAUCGACUGGGUUACCAACUACUCUCCCUCCUCUGUCUUGCCCUGGCCUCGCCGCAGGUCAAGGGCAUUGUAGAGCGAGUGGACUCUUGCGACACUCCUACCACCCAGCAUUUGAGUGCACCACCUUACGAGAACUACUUCUACUCCGACUGCAAUGCGGCCAACCAAGUCGUCGUCACCUCUCCGCUGUCCAGCAGCAACCUAACUCUAAUCGGCCCAAGGCUGUUGGUAGCGUGGCCCGCGGGCGAUUCUGGCGUCGUGUCUUACUUCUCGCCCAAGAAUGGCGUCAACGGCAGCCUUGCCAUCGAGCUGGUCGGCGACCAGCCUCUUUCCCCAAUCUAUACCCCCGCCAACUCCAGCUCCUUGACCGGUGAGCCUGUUGUGGGUAUCAGCACAAGCAUCAACUUCAACUCCUCUGCGAUGCUCGACCUCGCUAUCAUGGGUAGCAUCCGAACCAUCCGUGACUUCACCGAAGGCCCCUCGCUGCUCCACCCGGAGAUCCAGGACGCGGUCAAUUUCUCCUCCAUCAGCAAUGGUGGUGCUUUGCUGUCCAGACUCUGGCUGGACAACAAGACCAUUGUGUCCAUGUCUUUCGUCCCCGAGGCCGGCAGUGCAGCAGUCAACAUUUCCAAUCGCACACUCGAGCUCGGUGCAGGGACCUACCAGUUCAAUGCUUCCUUCGACUACCCUCAACUGACGCAGCUCAGUGCGAGCGAGGUAUUGAACCCGGAAUCUCAAGACCUGAUUCAGCAGCAAGCCGGCAAAACGACGUCUCUGUCGUUUCUCUCUUACAGGCACAAACUGCUGGCCGGAGCCUGGCGCUUCUUGACGUAUUUCGGCCGAGACUCGAUGAUCACGCUCCUCCUCAUGCAGCCAGUCUUUUCCGAAGGCCCAGAUGGAGCCAUUGAAGCCGUCAUUGGCUCCGUCUUGGAGCGUCUCAACAAAACAGACGGCAAAGUCUGCCACGAGGAGACAAUCGGAGACUACGCCACGUAUGAGAACCAACUCAAGAACAUCACCAGCAACGCCCCAAGCUGCACGUACAUUAUGGUCGACUCCGACUACUACCUGCAACCCGUCAUGCAAAACUACUUCCUCGACACCGCCACGGGCCGCAGCAGACGACAGGCCUUCUUCAGCCAAGAGGCAACGCUGGAUUUUGGCAAUGCCGGCCUCAAAUACGGAGACCUGGCCGUCCGCAACGCGGAAAAAGUCAUGCGCAGCGCAAAAGCAUUCGCCCAGCCCGGUGGCCAGAAGAUUCACAACCUCGUGCACCUCGUCAAAGGCCAGAUUGUAGGCGACUGGAGAGACAGCACGUACGGCAUCGGCGGCGGUCGUCAACCCUACGACGUCAACACCGCGUUGGUCCCCGCAGCCUUGCGCGCCAUCUCGCAGCUCUCCGCCGCCGGCUUCUACCCGCAGCAUGCCAACUGGUCCGCCGAAGCAGCAGCCUACGCUCAGAUCUGGGAAGACAACACGCUGCAGUUCUUCGAGGUGACCCGUUCCGUCUCCGAGGCCAAGUCGCUCGUGACAAACUACACCAACACCGUUGGCGCUGGCUUCCCCUCUCACGUCGAUGACAUCGAAUCUGACGUCGUUUUCCACGGCCUGUCGCUCAAUGGCUACGACAAUCUGAAAGUGGUCGAGGUGAUGAACUCGGAUGACUGCUUCCGACAUUAUCUGCUCAACACUACGAAUCAGACGCAAUUGACAGCCUUUGUCAAUCAGACGGCGAACAAUGUUCGCUUGCCUUUCCCCGUUGGUCUCAGUACAGAUGUGGGUAUGUUGAUUGCAAAUCCUGCCUACGGCGGAGAGCCGGUAUACGCCGCAAAUUGGACGCACAAUGCAUAUCAGGGAACAGUCGUAUGGGGCUGGCCAUUGGCGAUGAUGGCCGCAGGUUUGCAGCGCCAGCUGUACCGGUGCAACAGCUCCGAAGUGCCAGACUUCUGCAACGACUCCUCCGUCUACAGCAACGUCAUCGCGGCGUACAACCAGCUAUGGAAUGUCAUCGAUGACAACAAGCAGUACUUGAGUAACGAGGUUUGGAGCUGGCAGUACCGUGAUAACUCCUUCCAGUUCGUCCAACUUGGCGACCUCCCGCCGCCACCGGGAUCGAGCUAUACGGAAUCGGAUAUCAGGCAGUUGUGGAGUUUGUCGUUCCUGGCCGUGACUAGGGAUGAGUCGUUGAAAUGAGAGGGCCGUAAGGAGAUGUACUGGUUGCAGUAUAUUGGGCUACGUUCCUCCGUUGUAAAUCCAGAUACCCAAAUGAAGAGUGCUCGAUCUUUCUGGCCGAGCUGUCGGACCGUGGUAUUGUGUUCUUUCGUAUGUUCCCGUGAUGUGUAGAGCGGUGCAGCUUCAUCAAUCCGACGUCUUCGCCUUGAGACCGGACGCAACCACCAAGACUUCAUAGUCAGCCAAGCCAGGGCCAGCAAUAAGGUGCAAGUCAACAAAUCGACGC
Messenger RNA from Neohortaea acidophila, 2690 nucleotides. RefSeq names its product glycogen debranching enzyme. Bases 230 to 2425 code for a protein of 731 amino acids. The transcript has 4 exons. The record is from RefSeq and is a predicted model, not a curated record. Lineage: Eukaryota; Fungi; Ascomycota; Dothideomycetes; Mycosphaerellales; Teratosphaeriaceae.